Messenger RNA from Phyllotreta striolata, 812 nucleotides. Lineage: Eukaryota; Metazoa; Arthropoda; Insecta; Coleoptera; Chrysomelidae. The record is from the annotation of a GenBank genome assembly.
ACAAUAUAACGAAAUCCGAAUUAUUACAACAUCUAGUUAUAUAAUUUUAUUUAACAAUCGCCGCGUAUAAGACUACAUACUUAUUGAUAUGUAAUGUACCAAGUUCACCGAUGUCAAGGUUGGUAAAUACCCGAAUUAGCAUUCACAUUUUCUUCGACAUAACAACAAUUAUUUAUUUAUUGUGACGCGCUAAUAUUAAAAUGUUGUACUGAGCGAACCAUCAGCGUAGAUAAAAAUGCAAGGAAGUGUCUUAAUUGUUGUUGGAAUUUUCCUUAUUGCUAGUGACGUGCACGAAUGUAAGGUGUACACGAAAUGUGGACUCGCUCACGAAUUAUUGAUGAUGGGAUUUGAUAAAUCGUACGUUGGAAAUUGGGUGUGUAUGAUAGAAAGCGAAAGUGGACGAGACACAUCUAAACAGGUCAAUAAGGCAAAUGGAGGGCGAGCUUUAGGUCUUUUUCAGAUAAAUAGUAAAGAAUAUUGCACUUUUGGAAGGCCGGGCGGCAAAUGCAAUGCAAAAUGUGAAGAUUUUCUUGACGAAGAACUGACCAAAGACGCGGCUUGUGCCAAAAAAAUUCAAUCGGAUUUGGGUUUCAGAUACUGGCAGGGUUGGACUAGAAGUUGUUACGGUCGAUCCUACCCUUCUACUAUUGUAUCCCAAUGUUUUCCAAACCAGUUGCAUUAUUAAUUUUUAACCAGAAACCAUAAUAUUUAAGUUGUAUACCUAAAUGUAAUCCAACAUCUCUUCUUGUUACUAAGAUAUAUUUUGCGUAUUUAAUUAAGGUUUGAUGAGUGAGCCCCAAAUUAUAGGGUGU